Molecule: messenger RNA, 884 nt
Organism: Effrenium voratum
Lineage: Eukaryota; Dinophyceae; Suessiales; Symbiodiniaceae
Source: the annotation of a GenBank genome assembly
GCCUCGAGGCGCUGGAGGCGCAGCUGGUGGAGGCGCAGCGCCGCGCCGAGGCGGCGGAGGUGCAGGCAGCCUGCCUCGCCCAGAGCCAAGCGCCGGCAACUGAGGAGAAGGCCGCCGCAGGCGGCUCCACGCCGCCUUGGAAGGCAGCGACGCAGGGCGGCAGCUCAGAGGCCUCCUUCGUCGCGGCUCUCCGGCGGAGGCGCUUGGUGGCGGAAGGGCAGCUGCCCGAUGAGGUGCGAGAAGGUGUGAAGCAGCUUUCGGAGAGCCUGUGUGCGGCGGUGGAGAGAUUAGCCAACGACCUGUAUGAGAGCGAGUGCCAUUUCCUUUACGAGAUCAUACAGAAUGCUGAGGAUGCGCACGCACGUGCUCGUCCCAAGGAGGCCCGGGAGCCGCGGCUGAGCUUGCGCUUGGGGCCGCCUUCUCCCGCCUUCCCCCACGGAUUCUUUCUGAGCGAGAACAACGAAGCUGGCUUCACAGAAAGAGACGUGACUGCUCUGUGCGACAUCUCGGCAUCUUCCAAGAAGAAGCCGAUGCCUGGGGCAGAAGGCGGAUCCAUCGGCUGCAAGGGCAUCGGCUUCAAGUCGGUGUUUACCGUCAGCGACCGCGCCCAUGUGCUGUCCAAGGGCUUCACCUUUGUCUUUGAUGUUGCAGGGCCUCUGGGGAAGUUGGGUUAUGUGACACCCACCUGGCUUGGCGAGGCGGAGCUGGCCAAGCUGCCGCCAGAGGUGCGGGAGGCCCAUCACUCUGGGCGCACAGUGCUGUUCCUGCCCUUGAGGGCGAGCGGCCUUGCGGCGGCCAUUGGGCAGGAGAUGGAUGAGUUGGCGGGCCCUGGGCGUGCCUCCCUCCUCUUCCUAAGGAGCUACUCCGCGGGAACCAGCCUCUGA